Lolium perenne is the source of this 2873-nucleotide messenger RNA. RefSeq lists its product as uncharacterized. NCBI's taxonomy places the organism in Eukaryota, Viridiplantae, Streptophyta, Magnoliopsida, Poales, Poaceae. The record is from RefSeq and is a predicted model, not a curated record.
UCAGCAGAAUUCAACCAAAAGAAAUGAAAAAGGGAAAGCCUAGUGUCAUCGUGAUCUCUCCCUGGUUUCCUCUUCGUCUUCCUCUCCCCGACUUCCCCUGAUUCCACCCCAAUGCCCUAGAGCCACCGCCGUGCCGCCUCAAACCCUGCCGCCGUCGCCGUCCCGCCUCACUGUGCCCGAUCCCGUCUCAACCCCGUCCGUCGACCUCGGCCGCUGGUGUCCGUGGUACGAGCAUUUCCUUGUCCAGCGACCGUCGCCUCGCAGAAACCUCGGAUCCGGGCGAUAACACGCCAUGGCCACCUCCGGGCAGAUCCAGCCGCUCAAGAUCCCGGACGCCGUCGUCGCGCUCGCCCAGGCCGCCGCCAAGGCCAACGGCGAGACCGAAAAAUAUCUCCCGGGGUGGCCGCUGUUCUCGCCCCCCAAGAUGCAGCUCACCAAGUGCGCCAAGUGCCCCAGGGAGUUCUGCUCGUCGGUCGCGUUUCGGCGGCACUCGCGCGUUCAUCGCCGAGCUCUCAAGAUUGACAAGGAUUUCCCCAAGAAUAGAGACCAUGUUGCUGCAUUCUGGGACAAACUCACGGUGGAUCAGGCCCAAACAAUUUUAUCCUUGGAGGAUGUGGUUAUAGAGGAUAUCAAAGGUUUAUCUGUUUUAACCGCAUUGUCGUCAUGGAUGUGUAAGCCAGGGUAUGCUUCAUUGCCGCUGCCAUAUGCAAGAGCUGGAAAUGAGCUCCUGGACCUUAUUCAAACAACGGCUUCAAGACUACCUAUCUCCUCAAACGAGCUAUUUAGCAUGCUCAACGAAGCAAGUGAGAAUACGUUUCUGUGUACCAACACAGCGGAUGCUGCCUGUAGUCAAAAGUUUUUGUUUGACGGGGAGGUUGACAAAGUUGCAACAGAGCUGAAAAACGUUGUUGCGUGCACUAGUUACAUCCUUGAACAGAAGCUGGUUGAAGCAUGGUCCACUGACAAGGCUGCCGAAUCAUUAAGAUGCCAGAAGUUACUUGUGGAGGAAGAGGAUGCUGCACAGAAAAGGCAAGCUGAAAUCAUGGAAAGGAAACGGAUGAAGAAGCUGAGACAGAAAGAACAGAGGUUGAAAGACCUCAAAGAUGAGGAUGUCAUCGUCCAGGUACCUGUAAUGGUGGAUGGUGCAACAGGGAUUCAUAGCGUCGAGGCUAUUUCAGGUCUUGGUCUCUAUGAGCAAGAAAAUCCACAGUAUCUUCAAUUGCCAGCACCACCAACACCUUCAGGUGAUAAUGGUUUCAAUGGAGAAGAUGUCAGACAUGAAGUUGAUAUUGGUGUUGUUUGGAGGGAACAAGCCAUGUCAACAAGUAAUCAGGACAGACUAGAAAACCUUCCCCAUAACAGCACUGUCUCAGAUUCCGUCGUUGCGUCGAAGCAUCCAUCUCCAACAAGGCAUUUACGUCACAGGGAUCCGAAUGCCAGCGCAGUGUCAAACAGAAGCAAAACAUGGGCAUGGAAAGUGCGGACUGAUGUCGAAGAACGAUGCCCAAAAGCCGAGCUAGAUGUUGAUGGUGGACAUGGGAUGGCUCCAAUCGCAGGUGAAAACUCCCGACUGCUGAUAGGAUCUAUAAGUGUCGCGAUCGAAGAUGGCGGCCGUAAAUGUUUGCAGGGCUUGCAGCCUUCCAAGGAUUACACAAGCCCUGAAUCCCAUCAGGUAGUCAAGGUGACGCAAUCAAUCAGCCAUGAUUUGAAUGGCUGUGAAGACAGUAUUGGUGGUGAUGCUACGCCUGCGGCAGAGAAUCAUUCUCCCUGUAGCCUUGUGACGGCUGAGAGCGGUUCAAGCUACUGCGAUGCAGAGUUGGCAGCGGGUGGAGGCACUGUGCUUUCCAGUAAAGAAGCGGCGUUCUUCCUUUCUCAGAGAUGGAAGGAAGCAAUAGCUGGGGACCAUGUGAAGCUCAUCUUGUGCUCAGAAAACUGAAGCAGCAUAGCACCGGAAUGAAGGUCUAGAUAGGCAGUGCCCGCUGCUCAUUGGAUCUAUAUGUGAGCUCAGACAGCAGCAAAGUCUUGCAGGGUGUUGCAAACUUAGGUCGAGUUGGCGGUUAAGCUAAGUAUUGGUGAGAUAUGCAGAGAGCAGUUGAGUAUUAUUAUUUUAGACUUGAUGUUGAAUUAGGGAACCUAAGCUGAAGGUCAUACUGCAGUUGGAGAACUUAUUCGACAUACAUUGCAGCAGAUACCUUUCCUUGACAGAUUGUUACUGAAAAGCUGGCUGGCUAGCUCUGGGCCUCCAAUGUAUGUAGUUGUCAUGCUAUCUCCUUCAGUCAACGCAGAACAAUUAAUGGUAAGAAAUGCAUUGUUAGUUAGUUCUUGCACAGUUAGUAAUAUACAUUGGACUUGCUGCCUGUUGGUCAUGAUCAACUUAAUAGCUCCUUAGCUUGGAAACUGAUCCAAGAGUGAACUUUGAAGACUAUUUUUUGAAAUUGAUCCAAGAGACUUGGAAGACAAACCGUACUAUGCUGCUGCAUGUUGCCAUGUUGGUCUUCGUCAGUGUAGUAGCUCAUUAGCUUUGAAAUUGAUCCAAGAGUAAACUCUGAAGACUUUCUGACUGAGACCAGGUCAGGUCACAUCCUGCUUGGUUCAUUAUGCUCUUCUUCCUGAAAAUGGGAAGUAUUAUGAAGUUUAAGUCCUGUGUUGUAGUUGAUUCCCUCAGCUGCCUUAACUACAAUUAGCAUAUGUGUUCCAUUUUGUUUUGGACGUUGCAUGUGGACACCAGCUGAGGUCGAUGGUUUAUAGAUAGGUGGUCAUGUCGGAUGAUGAAACUGUUAUGUGAUGUUUGUUCAUGUUCAUUGACUACGUGGAUGAAAUUAUAUUAUUUUUGCGAGCGCAUCACAAAAUUAUUUAAGCAUCAGUCUUAUAUA